Trypanosoma theileri is the source of this 366-nucleotide messenger RNA. Its product is annotated as kinetoplast DNA-associated protein. The transcript has a single exon. Bases 1 to 366 code for a protein of 121 amino acids. Lineage: Eukaryota; Euglenozoa; Kinetoplastea; Trypanosomatida; Trypanosomatidae. The record is from RefSeq and is a predicted model, not a curated record.
AUGUUCCGGUUUUGCUGCUCUCGUCUUGCCAUCGGUGCAUACAGUUUGUUUAUGAUGGAGCAAAAAAACAAUCCCGCUCUCAAGGGUCUCCCUAUUGGCCAACGGGGCAAAAUGACUGCAAAGCUUUACAAAGCUCUCUCUCCAUCAGAACGCACGGAAUUGGAGAAACGUGCCAAGGCAAUGCCAUCGCGUCGUCGAGCAAAGACAAAGGCUGUAGAGAAGAAGCGACGUACCCCGUCCAAGUACGCCCAAUUUGUGAAAGUUAACCUUCCCAAAUACAGUCAGCUUCCUCACAAGGAACGACUUGCUGCAGUGGCCAAGCUAUGGAAAGAACAACAAAAACAGCAGCAACCGCAAAAGAAGUGA